Messenger RNA from Gastrolobium bilobum, 1761 nucleotides. RefSeq names its product laccase-17-like. NCBI's taxonomy places the organism in Eukaryota, Viridiplantae, Streptophyta, Magnoliopsida, Fabales, Fabaceae. Gene Ontology annotation, cellular component: apoplast. The transcript has 6 exons. Gene Ontology annotation, biological process: lignin catabolic process. Gene Ontology annotation, molecular function: copper ion binding; hydroquinone:oxygen oxidoreductase activity. The record is from RefSeq and is a predicted model, not a curated record. The coding region runs from base 1 to 1761 and encodes 586 amino acids.
AUGAUUACCAGUAUUCUAUCAUCACCGGCAUUCUUUGCGGUUUUCCUCUUUGCCACUAGCUUCCUUUGGACCUUUCCUGAAGUUGUGCUUGCUGCUACUUCAAAAUAUGGAAGCGUUACUAGGCACUACCACUUCGAUAUAAGGCUGAAAAACGUUACCAGGCUGUGUCACACAAAGAGCAUAGUUACUGUGAAUGGGAAGUUCCCGGGGCCUCGUGUUGUUGCUAGAGAAGGAGACAGAUUAUUGGUUAAGGUGGUUAAUCAUGUUCCAAACAAUAUCAGCAUCCACUGGCAUGGAGUGAGACAACUUCGUAGUGGAUGGUCGGAUGGACCAUCUUACAUAACUCAAUGCCCCAUACAAACAGGUCAGAGUUACGUGUACAACUUCACCAUUGUUGGGCAAAGAGGAACUCUCUUCUGGCAUGCACACAUCUCGUGGUUAAGGGCUACUCUCUAUGGACCCCUCAUCAUUCUCCCAAGGCGAAACGAAUCUUACCCAUUUGCCAAACCAUACAAGCAAGUCCCCAUCCUCUUUGGAGAGUGGUGGAAUGUGGAUCCAGAGGCUGUGAUUGCACAAGCUCUUCAGACAGGGGGUGGUCCAAAUGUCUCUGAUGCCUACACCAUAAACGGACUUCCUGGCCCCUUCUACAAUUGCUCUAGUAACGACACAUUCAAGUUAAAGGUGAAAGCAGGGAAGACAUAUCUUCUCCGUUUGAUCAAUGCUGCAGUGAACGAUGAACUCUUUUUCAGCAUAGCAAACCACACCAUGACUAUUGUUGAAGCCGAUUCUUCUUAUGUUAAACCUUUCAAGUCCAACAUCAUAGUCAUUGGGCCAGGACAAACCACAAACGUACUUUUGAAGACAAAACCUUGGCACACAAAUGCCACAUUCUUCAUGCUAGCAAGGCCUUAUUUCACUGGAAUGGGUACCUUUGAUAAUUCCACGUUGGCUGGUAUUCUAGAGUACCAUACCCCAAACAGUACCACUGUUUCAGAUUCUUCAACCACUCUGAAACCAAAGCUUCCAGCCAUCAACGAUACCUCCUUUGUAGCCAAAUUCAGUAGCAGAUUUCGUAGUUUGAACAGUGCCAAGUACCCUGCUAAUGUGCCUCAAAGUGUUGACAAGAGUUUCUUCUUCACGGUAAGCCUUGGGAGCAGCCCUUGCCCAAGAAACCAAACGUGUCAAGGGCCUAAUAACAGAACAAAAUUUGCUGCUACAAUGAACAACAUAUCGUUUACUCUUCCAUCAGUAGCAAUUCUCCAACAACAUUUCCUAGGGAAGGGAAACAAUGGUGUUUAUAGCACGGACUUCCCAGUGUUCCCUCUGAGACCAUUUAACUAUACAGGGACUCCACCAAAUAACACCAUGGUGAGCAAUGGAACCAAGGUUGUUGUGAUACCCUAUCAUAGCAGAGUGCAGCUUGUGUUGCAGGACACUAGCAUUUUGGGAGCUGAGAGCCAUCCAUUACAUCUUCAUGGGUUCAAUGUGUUCCUGGUUGGUCAAGGUUUUGGGAACUUUAAUCCUAAUACAGACCCUGCAAACUUUAACCUUGUUGACCCUGUUGAGAGGAACACUGUUGGUGUUCCUUCUGGUGGUUGGGUUGCAAUACGUUUUCUAGCUGACAACCCAGGUGUUUGGUUCAUGCACUGCCACUUUGAUGUGCACAUGAGUUGGGGAUUGAGAAUGGCUUGGAUUGUCAAUGAUGGGAAACUCCCUCAUCAGAAGUUGCCUCCUCCACCGGCUGAUCUACCUAAGUGUUGA